Molecule: messenger RNA, 1593 nt
Organism: Thyridium curvatum
Lineage: Eukaryota; Fungi; Ascomycota; Sordariomycetes; Thyridiales; Thyridiaceae
Exons: 9
Coding region: 1-1593 (530 amino acids)
Biological process (GO): amino acid transmembrane transport
Cellular component (GO): vacuolar membrane
Molecular function (GO): amino acid transmembrane transporter activity
Source: RefSeq, a predicted model, not a curated record
AUGGUUCUUCAAGACACGUCGCCUCCUCCCCCCGAGAAGAGCAGGGACUUUGCGACGGAUAAUGACACUGCCCAGGGUGCUGCCGUCCCGCGUGGGUGGUCGGCCUGGUUUGGCGGUCCUAACACCCAAAUCGGGCCCCGGAUCGCGCCCGUUCUGGGCCGGUCAGCCACGUCCGACUCCGACACGGACGACAGCAGCAGCGCCAUUCUCGACAAACAGUUCGCCGACGAGGAGGGCCGCGCUAUCCAAUACCGGACUUGCAGCUGGCAAAAGACUGCCGGUCUGCUCUUCUCCGAGUAUAUCUGCUUGGCCAUUAUGAGCUUCCCCUGGUCUUACAGCAUUCUUGGACUAGUCCCUGGUAUCAUCCUAACUAUCGUUAUCGCUGGCCUCGUGCUCUACACCUCUCUUGUGUUAUGGGAGUUUUGUCUCAGGCAUCCCGAAGUCCGCGAUGUCUGUGAUAUUGGACAGGUUCUUUUCUGGAACAAGAGGUGGGCAUGGUGGGCUACCGCUGUGAUGUUCAUCCUCAACAAUACUUUCAUUCAGGGUCUUCACGUUCUUGUCGGUGCCAAGUAUCUCAACACCAUGACAGCCACCGAUGACGGAGUUGCUUGCCGGACUGUUAGCUACAGUGCCAUUAUGUUCGUAGUCUGCUGGCUCUGCUCCCUGCCCCGGACAUUCAGCAUGCUAUCCAAGCUCGGUACCGCAUCCGCAUUCUUCACCUUCAUCUCGGUCAUUCUUGCUGCCAUCUUCGCUGGUAUUCAGGCACACCCUGCAGGCUACGAUCCCCGCGACAGCUACACGACACCCGCUGGCAAGCACGCUGUUGGCGGCAACCCCAUCGUCACCGCCGUCCCGGUUGCCGGCACUACCUUCGUCAUGGGUCUGAGCGCUUUCCUUAAUAUCAGCUACACCUUCAUCGGCCAGAUCACCAUCCCCAGCUUCAUCGCGGAGAUGAAAGAGCCCAGGGACUUCCCCAAGGCUCUGUGGGCCUGCACUAUUGCCGAGAUCAUCGUCUUCAGCCUUGUCGGCGCCAUCGUGUAUGCUUACACUGGCAACCAAUACAUGACCGCCCCGGCUUUCGGCUCCCUCGAGCCUCUGUACAAGAAGAUCUCGUUCUCCUUCAUGAUCCCAACCCUCAUCUUCCUGGGCGUCCUCUACGCCUCGGUCUCGGCGCGCUUCAUCUUCUUCCGCAUCUUUGAGAACUCGCGCCACAAGAAUGACCAUACCGUUGUCGGCUGGGCUACUUGGACUACCAUCCUCCUUGGCACUUGGAUUCUCGCUUUCAUCAUCGCCGAGGUGAUUCCCUUUUUCUCAGAUCUUCUCUCCCUCAUGUCCUCCCUCUUUGAUAGCUUCUUCGGGUUCAUCUUCUGGGGUGUCGCCUACUUCCGCAUGCGAAAGGCGGACGGCGGAGUCGAGUUCAUCCGGCAACACAGCCUCGUCGGCUACAUGAUGGCCGCUCUCAACAUCGCCAUCAUCCUCACCGGCGUCUUCUUCCUCACUGUGGGCACAUAUGCCAGCGUCCAGUCCAUCAUCGACGAGUUCACAUCCGGCAAUGUCGGUGGCGUCUUCUCGUGUGCCAGCAACGGCUUGUGA